AUGGGAACCAAACUAAACAUGGAGGGAAUUAUGCUCUUUGAGCAGCCAUUUGUUCGAGUUCCAUACGAGAAUUACCGCAAGGUUUUUCGUACGUCCCAGAAGAACGUGGAACGCGAACUCAGCGGGGUUCAAAAUAUCUCGAAUGAACUUGUAUCUCGUGCAUCGAAGGGGAAUGUUACUCCCGAAGACGCGUUGAAAUCAAUUGAUAAUAUGAUUGGAAAGGUGGAGAAUCUGAAGAGAAAACUAUCUGACCUUCACGAGACGUCAGGGAAACCGACCCAAGAUGUAAUGCGGGAGCGUCUGCACCAUCUCGUAACCGUGGAAUCGCUACAGGCAACUACUCAGCCAGAGUUCUCGAGAUGGGCAGAUGUCCGGCUUGAUAGAUGGCUCGUGGACUGGUGUUUGAGAACUGGGAAGGAAAAGUCUGCCAAAAGUAUUGCGAAAGAGAAGGGGAUCGAGACUCUUGUGGAUAUCGAACUUUUCUCGGACAUACGGCGUAUCGAAGACGGUCUUGCUCGUCACAGUUGCACCGAAGCUCUCGCCUGGUGCAAUGAAAACAAGACCGCCCUUCGCAAAAUCAAGAGUACUUUAGAAUUUGACCUUCGCAUGCAGGAAUACAUCGAACUCUCAAGAGCAAGAAAGACUCUGGAAGCUAUCGCCUAUUCUCAGAAACACCUAGUUCAAUGGCACGAUACCCAUCUCGCUCAGAUUCGGCAACUGUCCGCUUUGCUGGCGUUCCCACCAACCACUUCCUGCGGCCCUUACAAAAGAUUAUAUGAUUUAUCCCGCUGGCGUACCCUUGCCAAGGCAUUCCGUUUGGAAAUAUACAAUCUUAACACCCUUUCCACAGAGCCACUUCUUCACCUUGCUUUAUACGCAGGCCUUGUAGCACUGAAGCUUCCUGCAUGCUUUGACCACUCGACUAAAAAUGUCGACUGCCCCGUUUGCGAUGGGGAAUCUGGUUUAGAUUCAGAACCUCUGGGACUCGGAAAACUUGCAGGGGAAGUUCCAUAUAGCCACCAUGCGAAUUCAACCAUAGUAUGUCGGAUAAGUGGGAAGAUCAUGGACGAAGAUAAUAUGCCAAUGGCAUUCCCCAAUGGUCAUGUCUAUUCUCGAGAGGCUUUAGAAGAGAUGGCUGCUAAGCAUGGGGGUAUCGUUACCUGUCCGCGGACAGGUGACUCAUGCCAAUUUUCUGAUUUGCGAAAGGUGUUACCUCUUGGGUAUCCGUCGAUGCCACCAGUAAAGCAGCCAGUACAAGCAUCUUUGGAUGAUUUCGAACUUGGAGAAGAAGUUGCAUGGGGAUCUUUGGCUACGAUUAUAGAUGCGGUUUAUAAAAAGAAUAGAAAACAUUAUGCUCUCAAAGUUUUGAACAAAGCGCAGCUAGUGAAGAAGAAAGUCAUUCGAUCGGCUAUGGUUGAGAAGGACGCGUUAAUUGCUCUGGGUACAAGAUCAAAAUCACAUCCCGGGGUUAUUCGUCUGCACCACUGUUUCCAGGAUUCAACACAUUUAUACUUUGCCUUGGAUCUGGCUACUAAUGGCGAUUUGAAGGUCCUAGUUCAAAGACUAGGUUCGAUAUCACUUGACUGCGCGCGUUAUUACACAGCACAGCUAGUGGAUGCAAUUCAAUACCUCCAUGAAUCAGGGGUGGCGCACCGCGACAUAAAGCCGGAGAACAUUCUCCUCGAUAGUGAGAUGCGGAUCAAAUUGGCAGAUUUUGGGUGUGCGUAUAUAGGCUCAGAUAUGGAAACUCCAAGAACGAACACAUUUGUUGGAACCGCAGCAUACAUCUCACCCGAACUGCUCGCCCGUUCUGAUUCGAAUCCGAAAAGUCCUGACAUGUGGGCUAUAGGUUGCACCCUUUUCUUUUUCCUCUACGGAACAUCGCCAUUCACUGCCGCCACGGACUAUCUCACAAUGAAGCGGGUGAGAGCUCUGGAUUUUUCUUUGCCCCAAACCUGUGACCCGGAUGCCGCCGACUUGAUUAAAGCCCUUCUCGUUCUUGACCCGCUCGAACGCCUCGGGGUACCACCGAAGUCUUCAUCAGAUAUUCUCCGUCAACAUCCUUUUUUCAGUGGCGGCGGGAAGACCUCUUCUGAUGAUACUACUUCGCCAAGACCAUGGUCAGUCAUUGAUUGGAACGUCCUAUGGACUGCGCCACCUCCCAAAAUUGAGGUUGGGCCUUACCGCUCGAGGCCAAAGGAGGUACCUUCAGACGAUCUUUGGGUCGGCUUUGAGAGUCUCAAUGUUGAUAAUGAUUGA
Messenger RNA from Psilocybe cubensis, 2259 nucleotides. RefSeq lists its product as uncharacterized. Gene Ontology annotation, biological process: protein phosphorylation; proteasome-mediated ubiquitin-dependent protein catabolic process. Bases 1 to 2259 code for a protein of 752 amino acids. The transcript is spliced from 13 exons. Gene Ontology annotation, cellular component: GID complex; nucleus; cytoplasm. NCBI's taxonomy places the organism in Eukaryota, Fungi, Basidiomycota, Agaricomycetes, Agaricales, Agrocybaceae. Gene Ontology annotation, molecular function: protein kinase activity; ubiquitin protein ligase activity; ATP binding. The record is from RefSeq and is a predicted model, not a curated record.